UAGACUGAAAUAGACCGGAAUUGGAUUACAGUACGUCGGAUGAGCCCCUCUAGCUGUUAGCUGAAGCUGUAAUUUAGUAUUCCGUAAUAAGAGUUUUAUUAGUGUUAAUGGAGUGAGGGUAACUCUGCGGAAAUGUCGGACAGUGAUAUAAUCAGACCCGCUCCGCCUCCCGGGUUAAGAAACAGCGCCAUCGGAGAAUCAGAGGAAGACGACAAAAUUAUAGGUCCAGCACUGCCCCCUCUUUAUAAAGCUGCCGGAUCCAGUUCAUCAGAAGACAGCGAUCGAGAGGAGGUUGUGUUCAAAAGAGCCAAAUACUCAGGAUCAGGAGAUGGUUCAUCAUCACACAGCAGGUCUCUCAGAGAGGAGCAACCAGUUAGCAAACCUCAUGUGAAUGAAGAUGAUGAUGAUGAUGAUGAUGAUGAUGAUGGGUUUUUUGGUCCAGCCCUGCCUCCAGGAUACCAAAAGCAAGAGAGAUCACCUGACAGACCACCGGUGCUUGGACCUGCUUUGCCUCCAGGCUUUAAAAAACAGCAUUACGAGGAUGAGGAGGAGGAUGAAGGCAAUGGUGCCGUAGGUCCAGCGCUUCCACCGGGCUACCAGGCAGAGUCAUCCAGCAGUGAGGAAGAGGAUGACGGGACCUUUGGGCCAAUGCCAGCAACAGGGGCUGCUCAGAGCUCAGUGGCCUUAGACUUUGAGAGAAGGGCAAAAAAAAUGAGGGACAAACUCCUGGGACUGGACGAAGAGCCAGAAGAGCUGAAGAGAGAGAGCUGGAUGACCGAGCUUCCUCCUGAGCUGCAGCACAUUGGGCUUGGUGCGCGUACCUUUAAGAAGAGGUCCGGCCCUGAGAAUAAAGACCGGUCCAUCUGGACGGACACGCCUGCUGACCGGGAACGCAAAGCAAAGGAACGACAAGAGGCGAAGGAAAAGGGUCUGCCAGCCAAAGAGGAAGCCCCUCGUCUUCCCCAGAAGGAUGUAGCCAUGGCAGAGAAAGUGUCAAAAUACAAUGAGUCCAAGAGAGGCGAAUCUCUAAUGAGUAUGCACGCUAAGAAAAUGAAGCAGAAAGCUGAAGAGGACUCCAACAAACCUGUGGAGAGGAGGCCCUUCGACAGAGAUGCUGACCUGCAGGUCAACCGCUUUGAUGAGGCUCAGAAGAAGGCCUUGCUGAAGAAAUCUCAGGAGCUAAACACACGCUUUUCACACAGCAAAGAGAAAAUGUUCCUCUGAGAAUCAACUAUCAUAGAGUUCAUAUUAAGAAGAAUUUAAGGGGAGGGUAAACCAAACAAAGCUAGCUAAUGUCACUGAAACUUACAAAGUACAGAUUAGUUUCCAUUCAUCAAUAGCACUGAAUAUCAGGGAUUUAGCUACUUGGGAGUUCUGUGUGUGUCAAACAUACAGUGAUAAAAUUAAAUGAGUUAACAUGGCUGCCAAUGGCCAAUUACACUAGACAGUACAGUAAAGUUUAAAACGGUUAGCCUUAUAUUGCUAGUUUUUUAGAGGAAGAGGUAUAGAAAUGAUUGACAUUAGAAUACACAAAAUCACAAUUGGGUUCACACAGUAGUUUUGGCAUUGCCAUUUACAACAAAGUGAUUAUCCCAGGAUUCUCUUUCAUUAAUUUGGAACAGUUUAUUUCAUAUAGUGCCGUCUGUAAUGUGUUAAAUAAGAAGGACAGUAUAAAUGUUGGCAUGUCCAAAGUAUUUCCACAUGUACACACAAAUAAAUUUAUUUUCAGUCGUUAUAGAUCCAAAUGUGAGAACAGUAAAAGAUAAUAAAUAAAGAAAGUAAACUAAUUUCAGGUGUAUUAAGUCACACUCUCUACACCUGACAGCGAGAUGGAAGGCAACACUCCUAAACCACUACAGUUCCCACAAUACCAUGCAAAUUUAACAGCUUACAGUUUUGUGGCAGCAGACACUUUGUGAAAUUUCCAUAUUUACACCUAAUGGGCUGUAUCACAUUUCAUUAGGCUUUAAACUGGGUUAGGCAAACAGUGACUAGUGCUAGUGACUAUCAUAGAUUCAUUUGUUUAUCAAUAAGAGUCUUCAUUCUUGACAAUAUUACCCAAACAAAACACAAAACCAAUAAUUUCCUUCUUUUUUAUCAUCUGUAUAACCCAAACCUGUUUCUAUUGAAUAAUAAUUAAUGUAAAUAUCAUCUCAACAGUUUGCCUUUUAUGUUUCCUGAAUAUUGUGUUGUGUAGAAAAAUAUAAAAUAUGAAAGAAAUAAUAUACAGCACAGGUGCAAGUUGUUCAGGAUACAGUGCAAUUGUACAGUUAAAUGUUCUGUGAUGUAUGCAGAAUAUAGAGGUGAUUUCUAGCUUUUUAUAUGUAAAUGUGAUUUUUUUUUAUUGUUUGUUUAUCCCAGUGUGCUGUUAUUUUUUAUGCUUUGUUUAAUGUUACUCUAGUUAAAUAAAUUCAAUUACAUUUCAACAUAUUCAUCCUGAAAAGUGUUUUAUGCAGGUUUUACUUCAAUAAAUACCCACCCCUUUUCCUACCUCCUCAUAUUUGGAUUUUUUUUUUUUUUCGUUCAUUUUUUUUGUUUUUUUUUAAGAUUAGUUCAUUUUUUUACUUAAAUAUAGUUUUAGGCUUAUUUGUUUGUAUUUGUUUUUUGAAAUGACCUACCAAACUUGCAAAUAAAUCUCAGAAUCUCAGACAGAAACAUGCCUUUUGUCAUUGUACUGAAUAAAAAUAACAAAAGGAUUAUA
Messenger RNA from Astyanax mexicanus (Mexican tetra), 2701 nucleotides. RefSeq names its product GPALPP motifs containing 1 (gene gpalpp1). The coding region runs from base 133 to 1224 and encodes 363 amino acids. The transcript is spliced from 7 exons. The record is from RefSeq and is a predicted model, not a curated record. Lineage: Eukaryota; Metazoa; Chordata; Actinopteri; Characiformes; Acestrorhamphidae.